Messenger RNA from Fusarium poae, 342 nucleotides. RefSeq lists its product as uncharacterized. The record is from RefSeq and is a predicted model, not a curated record. Lineage: Eukaryota; Fungi; Ascomycota; Sordariomycetes; Hypocreales; Nectriaceae. The transcript is spliced from 3 exons. The coding region runs from base 1 to 342 and encodes 113 amino acids.
AUGCCUAGGCUGGAGAAACUAAUCUAUCACCAUGUUGAUAGGUUUGUCCACAAGAUUCGAUAUAGCGAUUCAGUGGUGGAUUUAGGGGUGGCAUCACGAGCUCUCGAAGCAAACAUCAUGUUUGACUUCUCUUUUGGUACAUCUAUCAACGCUAUUGACUCUUGGGCUGGUGGGAAACAGCUCGCUAUGGUUAAGAAGAACGACGAAAAGGCUAAAUGGAUGUCUGUUCUCACUGGAUUCCCAUUCUUAUGUGAACUAUGGGAAAACAUCGAGCAGGGCCUCUAUAACUUGACAGGUUUCAGAACUCAAUACUCUCAAGGCCUCAUCGAUUUUCAAAAGUAG